Talaromyces marneffei is the source of this 1170-nucleotide messenger RNA. RefSeq lists its product as uncharacterized. Gene Ontology annotation, cellular component: nucleus. The coding region runs from base 1 to 1170 and encodes 389 amino acids. Lineage: Eukaryota; Fungi; Ascomycota; Eurotiomycetes; Eurotiales; Trichocomaceae. The transcript is spliced from 5 exons. Gene Ontology annotation, biological process: positive regulation of transcription by RNA polymerase II. Gene Ontology annotation, molecular function: zinc ion binding; sequence-specific DNA binding; DNA-binding transcription factor activity, RNA polymerase II-specific. The record is from RefSeq and is a predicted model, not a curated record.
AUGGAAUUGUGGGUGGAUUCAGAUGAUUCACAUGUGUCUGGGAUCUAUUACUUCAAUGGCCUUAUAAACAGUUUCGAGAAUAUAGCACCCAAGCUUCGAUCAGCAUGCGAUGCAUGCCAUGAAGCGAAGGUAAAAUGUACAGGAGGAACACCUUGUGUACACUGUAAGAAUCAUCAUCAUAACUGUCAUUACAGUUUUGCAGCACGUAUUGGGAAGCCCAAGGGCAGUCGCAAUCGGAAGACUCUUGCUCGCUUGCGAGAAGCUGCUUUCCAUGCAGCAAAGUAUCAAACAAGCUGUCCUACACCUCCAUAUGCCUUUAAUCCAGCUCCUCUCAGCGUCUCUCCUCAUUCUAUCCCUUUAACACCGGAUUGGAUUACUCCUGAGUAUUCGAUGCCGACAAUGCAGAAUACAUCCUAUGCACCUUACAUCUGGAUAUCACCACAACCGACACCAACGCCGCCAGAGAAUAUUGACAUGAGGCUAAGUGCACUGCAAGUACACGAUAACUUGCUAAUGUACCAACAACAACAAACAUCCCUAACACGACCAUUCGAGUCCCAUCCACACAGUUCACAACUUAUCACAACACCGGCAAAUACCGGGAAUACAGACUUUAUUUUACCGUCCCAAGAGGCGAAUAACUAUACAGCAACCUGGCAAGCACGCGUACCAACAUGUGACUGUUUCCACUGGCAAACUUCGAAUCUGGUCUCACUCCAUGCGCUCAAGUCAUCGGCCGGCAUAAUGCAGUACAGUACAUUCGGCGAAUUAUUGCAGUACCUUACCACGACAAUUGUUGCAUGUCAUCAAACUGUGGCAUGUCAAUCAUGCGAGAAGAGUUCAUCCAUGAUGCAUCUCCUUAUUGCAUCCUUACAGAUGGUAUUCGAUCAUCUAGAAGCCCUUCUUUCCAACCCGCACUCUGAGCAACAGAAGAUCAUUAAGAUGAUGCAGAUUCGUCACAUGCUUAUCAAGACUCAGAAUACGCUAAAGAACAUCCGGGAAACUGUCCUCCCCACUCAGCAGAGGUUCUCCAUAGACUCUGCAAUAUCUGGAUUUGGGGAGAUAGCAGCGGGUUCUUCGAGCGACCCAGAUUGUCUUUACCAAUCUGUCGAUAAGCUUCAAGGGGAGAUAGGAUCUCUUCUUAGUACAAUUGGCACACGACAGGCUUAG